This is a messenger RNA of Polistes dominula (European paper wasp), 447 nucleotides long. RefSeq lists its product as uncharacterized. Lineage: Eukaryota; Metazoa; Arthropoda; Insecta; Hymenoptera; Vespidae. The record is from RefSeq and is a predicted model, not a curated record.
AUGAUAAAAGUAUAUAAUACAGAAUUUAAAGAAGCAUUACGAGAAAUUGCACAAAGAGUGGCGUACUUCAAUUCACCUUACGAUCGCAUAAGGAUCGUUGAAUGGAGUCGUCGACUAGCCGGAAUUCCAGACAACAGCAACGACGAGAUGAAAAAUCGAAACGAUUACAUUCAAUUAUUAAAAAUAAUGACACGAGGUGGUCGUUUGCAUGGGAUUUUUCUUAAUCCACCACCCGAUAACGAUAUACCUUCAUUGGCUGAAGCAAUGUGUAACUUUUUAUGUAAUAAAUGUAAGGAUUUACCAAAUGCUGGCCCAUUGGAACCAAUAGUAUCAAGACAAACCCCAGACGGUUGUGCUUAUAUUUCGUUUAGAAAGAUCGAAAAUAAAGGGAUUUUGUGUUAUCUGGCAGUUAGUCCCGAUGGAUUGACCAUGCCCGAGAAAAAAUAA